AGAACGCACCGACACUAUACCUCAGACGGCAAGGCAGGUGUGGUAGUUGGCAUUUACAACAACAAUGGUGAGGAUGUUUUAACUGAAACUGCUGCUAGCAUCAACACACGUUCAUCAGGAAGCAUCACACGGCUCAUGCAGUAGUCACAUCAAAUUUGUACGUGUUGGACGCUUGGAGGAGGCGUUUAUGAGCAACACUGGCCUUGUAACAAAGCAGUGUGGUGGAAGUCCACAGUAUGGCGUCAAAUGAAACACGGCUGGAAACCUCCAACACGUGCAUGACUGGUCGGGGAGUUAAGCGUACCCAUCCCAUUGUCUUAAAUGGCUUGGAGGGCACUGCAGAAGAGAAGAAUUCAGAUUACCUCUGUCCAGUGUGCUUGGACCUGAUAUCUGAAGCUCAUAUGACAAAAUGUGGACACACAUUCUGUCGUGGGUGUUUAGUUAGCAGCAUAGAAUCGAACAAACGAUGCCCAAAGUGCAAUUUUAGUGUAGAGAGUACAGAUCACAUAUUUCCUAAUCAUACAGUAAAUCAGCAAAUAUUAAAACAAAGACGAGCAGCUGACCUACAGGCUGCUUUUACAAAGAAAAAUAAAACUGCAGCUCUUAGUGAACUUCGAAAUUACCUUAGCUUUGAUUCCUCUUGCUUAGAAGUUAGUGACAUUACACAUAUAAUAAAUAUAUUGCAAGAAAAGAAAGAGCAGUUAGAAGCGGCUUCAAUGCUGAACAAGUUUGAGUUGAUGAAGGACUUUUUAAGCGAGCUGCGUAAGCAAAAGGAAGUACAGUUGGCGACUGUCAGUAGAGAGCUAAAACUGAUAACACAUGAUUUAGCUAGUGUGCAAAGUAAUCUUUCACCAUAUAGAACUUCAAAUAGUUGUGUGCCCUUGGGUAACAGUGUCCCAAACUCUAGAAGUGUCUUUAUUACUGAAAUUCUUGAUGGUGAAUGCCCAGGGACAUCAAAUGGGUCCCAAGAGACUCAAAGCCCCACAGAAGAGGGAUUUAACGUUCCUCUGUUCACUCAGGCCUGUCCUGAAAAUUCUACAGUUCAAGCCAGAAAAAAGAGAAUGCACCUACACUUUGAUGAAUUAGUUGAGCGAUAUUUUAGCAUGCGGGUACCAGGCUUCAGUGACUCGGGUAUGGAAGACGAUGAUGAUGAAGGUCUUGACCAGUUUGGGGAAUGCAUUUCUAAGUUUACGUAUUACAGUGGUAUGCGCCCCUUAGCAACAAUUAACUAUAACUGCGAUAUGUUUCAUCAAUCAAGUAAUAUUGCCUCCAGUAUAGAAUUUGAUAAGGAUAGUGAAUAUUUUGCUGUUGCAGGCUUAACCAAAAAAAUUCGCAUAUUUGACUAUGGUACUGUCAUCAGAGACACAGUGGAUCUGCAUUACCCAUGUUCUGAAAUGGUUUGCUCUUCUAAAAUUAGCUGUGUAAGUUGGAGCAAUUACAUGAAAAAUAUGCUUGCAAGUAGUGAUUAUGAUGGUACUGUAACUGUAUGGGAUGCAUUCACUGCACAGAGGCUUCAUGUUUUCCAGGAACAUGAGAAACGAUGUUGGAAUGUGGAUUUCAACAAAAUGGACACCAAAUUAAUAGCUUCUGGUAGUGAUGAUCAUAAAGUGAAGCUGUGGUCUUUAGACAGUGAAAGAUCAUUAACAUCCUUGGAAGCUAAAGCAAAUGUGUGUUGUGUGCAGUUUAAUCCAGCAAGUAGAUACCAUCUAGCGUUUGGGUCGGCUGAUCACUGCGUCCAUUACUAUGACCUGCGAAAUAUGAAAGAAGCAGUGAGAGUGUUUAAAGGUCACCGCAAAGCUGUUUCGUAUGUCAAAUUUGUGUCGAGUGAAGACAUCGUCUCGGCCUCUACUGACAGUCUGUUAAAAAUGUGGAAUGUUAACAAGUCCCAUUGUGUGCGAUCAUUGCAGGGGCAUAUAAAUGAGAAAAAUUUUGUAGGCUUGGCAACUGAUGGGGAAUAUGUGGCCUGUGGCUCAGAAAACAAUUCUCUAUAUGUAUACUAUAAAGGGCUAUCUAAGAAGUUAUUCAGUUUAAAAUUUGAUCAGAAGAAAUGGGUAUUAGACCCAGAGCAAAAGGAAGAAGAAUCUUCAGAAUUUGUAUCUGCUGUUUGCUGGAGGAAAGGGUCUAAUAUCAUAGCAGCAGGCAACAGUAAAGGCAUCAUCAAGAUUCUGCAGAUGGUUUAGUUGAAUCCUUGGAGAUAUUAACUAGUACUUAAAACCGAUUGAUGUUUUGAGUUGCCUGUAUGAUACUGGAAUUGUAUUUAUUGAGAAAUUUCAGACAGUUCUAAAAUAAAUGUGCAGUUAAUAUCUGUAUAGGACUCUACUUUGCCUUUGCCUACAUUUUAACUUCUUUAUUUUUUCAUUAAAUUCAUAUACCAGACCAUGAAUUUGGAAUUGUUUAAUAGUAACUGAUUGUAAAAAUAUAAAAAAAAAAAAAUCAAAUUUUACCCAGUGAUUUAGCACAUUGUGUUAGGGGUAAUCCUUACAAAGAAGGCUUUGGUUAGAUUUGUAUUUUAAGAUUACAUAUACUAUUGAAAUUUAAAACGGAUCAUUGUAUAAAAUUAAUUUUGUACUGUAUGUUGUGCUGGAACCAUAAAUAAUGAUGAUAUUUAUUGGUGCUCUUGUAAUAUUUCUUUAAGGCAAAAUAUUAGUUCAGUGUCUUGUGAAUUUUAUAACAUAUUUAUAUGUAAGGCAGUGACAUCAGGAUAUCUUCAUGUAAUUGUUGUUUUGUGGUUUCAUAUUCUAUAUGUAUGUACAGAGCAAUUAUGAAAAGUUAUUUUGUAAUGUAUUUUAAGGUAAAAGUAACAAAUUGGAUUAAUCUAUUUUGAUCUCAGGUAAGAGAUUGUACAUUCCCUAAAAAUUUGGCUUGAGAAGUGUACUAUAGCAUGCAUGUGUGUGUGUGUGUGUGUGUAUAUAUAUAUAUAUAUAUAUAUAUAUAUAUAUAUAUAUAUAUAUAUAUAUAUAUAUAUAUAUAUAUAUAUAUAUAUAUAUAAUAUAAUAUUACACACACAUACACAUUCAAACAUACAUACAUACACAUAAACAGAAACUCUUCUCCUGUGAGGGGUUCGAACCAUGGAGAGCCAGGUGCAUAACACACCAUUGACAUAACCAGCAUUCUUGACCACUGCACCACGCAGAUCGUUAAGAGGUUGAACGUUGGGGCUAUUUACCCAACAGAUCAACCUCCCAACGACACUAGCAGUAGUAACAGAUCAGAGUUCAAUUUCAUCAAAUCGAUCACAUUUACUAAGAGAAAAUGUGAGCCUUAAAUAUACCACAGACUUACAGAAACACGUAAGACAUAGUUAACUAUGUUUUACUUGUUUCUGUAAGUGUGAUUAUAAUAAUAUAUAUAUAUAUAUAUAUAUAUAUAUAUAUAUAUAUAUAUAUAUAUAUAUAUAUAUAUAUAUAUAUAUAUAUAUAUAUAUAUAUAUAUAUAUAUAUAUAUACACACAUAUACAUAUACACAUAUAUAUACACAUAUACACACACACACACGCACAUACAUAUAUACAUACAGUGGCACCUUGGUUUACGAAUAUAAUCCGUUCCAAGAGACGGUUCAUACGUCAAAAAUUUGUAAACCAAAACACAUUUUCCCAUGAGAAACAAUGUAAAUUGAAUUAAUCCAUUUCACACACCCAAAAAUAUUAACUUAAAAAUACAUUUUAUACAGAAUACUA
Messenger RNA from Procambarus clarkii (red swamp crayfish), 3682 nucleotides. Its product is annotated as cytosol aminopeptidase. Gene Ontology annotation, cellular component: cytoplasm. Gene Ontology annotation, molecular function: protein binding; metalloaminopeptidase activity; ubiquitin protein ligase activity. Gene Ontology annotation, biological process: proteasome-mediated ubiquitin-dependent protein catabolic process. NCBI's taxonomy places the organism in Eukaryota, Metazoa, Arthropoda, Malacostraca, Decapoda, Cambaridae. The record is from RefSeq and is a predicted model, not a curated record.